Molecule: messenger RNA, 2925 nt
Organism: Saccharomyces cerevisiae S288C
Lineage: Eukaryota; Fungi; Ascomycota; Saccharomycetes; Saccharomycetales; Saccharomycetaceae
Gene: CDC15
Product: serine/threonine protein kinase CDC15
Exons: 1
Coding region: 1-2925 (974 amino acids)
Cellular component (GO): cellular bud neck; spindle pole
Molecular function (GO): protein serine kinase activity; protein kinase activity; ATP binding
Source: RefSeq, marked reviewed
AUGAACAGUAUGGCCGAUACCGAUAGAGUCAACUUGACUCCCAUCCAGAGGGCAUCUGAGAAAUCCGUGCAAUACCACUUGAAGCAGGUCAUUGGGAGGGGUUCUUACGGGGUAGUUUACAAAGCCAUUAAUAAACAUACUGACCAAGUCGUGGCAAUAAAGGAGGUCGUGUACGAAAAUGAUGAGGAACUUAAUGACAUUAUGGCAGAAAUUAGCUUGUUAAAAAAUUUAAACCAUAACAAUAUUGUUAAAUACCACGGCUUCAUACGAAAAAGCUAUGAAUUGUAUAUCCUCCUCGAAUACUGCGCUAAUGGUUCUUUGAGGAGGCUCAUUUCAAGGAGCUCUACCGGAUUAAGUGAAAAUGAAUCGAAAACCUAUGUGACACAGACACUAUUGGGGCUGAAAUAUUUACACGGUGAAGGAGUCAUCCACAGGGACAUCAAGGCGGCUAACAUCCUGCUGAGUGCUGAUAACACUGUCAAACUUGCUGAUUUUGGCGUUUCCACUAUUGUGAACUCCAGCGCCUUAACGCUAGCGGGCACACUCAAUUGGAUGGCUCCAGAGAUCCUGGGCAACAGGGGAGCUUCUACGCUCAGCGACAUUUGGUCUCUAGGUGCCACUGUAGUUGAAAUGCUCACAAAGAAUCCACCCUACCACAAUUUGACAGACGCCAAUAUCUACUACGCUGUUGAAAAUGAUACCUACUACCCACCUAGCUCUUUCUCUGAGCCACUAAAGGAUUUCUUAUCUAAAUGCUUUGUGAAAAACAUGUACAAGAGGCCGACAGCCGACCAGUUACUCAAGCAUGUGUGGAUCAACUCUACCGAAAAUGUGAAGGUCGACAAGCUCAACAAGUUCAAGGAGGACUUUACCGACGCUGAUUAUCAUUGGGAUGCCGAUUUUCAAGAAGAGAAACUAAAUAUAUCACCCUCUAAAUUCAGUCUUGCAGCGGCUCCCGCUGCCUGGGCAGAAAACAAUCAAGAACUAGAUUUAAUGCCCCCCACUGAAAGUCAAUUGCUGAGCCAAUUGAAGAGUUCAUCUAAGCCUUUGACGGACUUGCAUGUGCUUUUCAGUGUUUGCUCCCUCGAGAACAUCGCUGAUACAAUUAUCGAGUGUCUGUCGCGCACAACUGUUGAUAAACGAUUAAUAACUGCAUUUGGCUCCAUUUUUGUUUACGAUACCCAGCAUAACCACUCUAGGUUGCGACUGAAAUUCAUCGCUAUGGGAGGAAUUCCACUGAUCAUUAAAUUCGAACAUUUAGCCAAAGAGUUCGUCAUCGACUACCCUCAGACUUUAAUUGAAUGUGGAAUAAUGUAUCCUCCGAAUUUUGCAUCGCUGAAAACCCCAAAGUAUAUUUUAGAACUCGUCUAUAGGUUCUACGAUUUAACAUCCACAGCCUUCUGGUGUCGCUGGUGUUUCAAACACCUCGAUAUAUCACUCCUUCUGAAUAACAUCCAUGAAAGAAGAGCCCAAUCCAUACUACUAAAGCUAUCGUCAUAUGCACCAUGGUCUUUUGAGAAAAUUUUGCCCUCUUUAAUUGACUCUAAGCUAAAAAAGAAAAUUUUAAUCAGUCCUCAAAUUACUUACGUAGUCUUCAAAUCAAUAAACUAUAUGAUAACCACGAAUGACGAUAAAAUACACAAGUCCGCUAUUCCUUCUUCUUCCUCUCUACCGUUAUCCUCCUCACCCACGAGGAACUCACCAGUGAAUUCGGUACAGUCUCCAUCAAGGUCCCCUGUUCAUUCUUUGAUGGCAACGCGUCCCUCUUCUCCAAUGCGACACAAGAGCAUUUCAAACUUUCCCCAUCUGACCAUAUCUUCAAAAUCAAGACUACUAAUUGAAUUACCGGAGGGUUUCUUUACCUGGCUAACAUCUUUUUUUGUUGACAUGGCCCAAAUCAAAGAUUUAUCUGUUUUAAAGUACUUCACCAAGCUUUGUUACCUUACAGUACAUAUAAACAGCACUUUUUUAAAUGAUCUGCUUGACAACGAUGCUUUUUUUGCUUUUAUCCGGAAUAUUGAUACCAUCAUUCCCUUUAUCGACGACGCAAAGACAGCAGCUUUCAUUUGGAAACAAAUCACUGCUAUAUGCGUUGAAAUGAGUUUGGAUAUGGACCAAAUGAGUGCUUCUUUAUUUUCUACAGCUAUGAAUUUCAUCAGAAAAAAGAAUAACACCUCCAUAAGUGGACUGGAGAUCAUACUGAACUGCUUGCAUUUUACGUUACGCAAUGUAAAUGAUGAUGUGGCUCCUACAGUGGGCUCAUCAGAGUCUCAUAGUGUUUUCCUCAUAAAGGUCAACAAUGACGCUGCUAUUGAAUUACCGAUUGAUCAAUUAGUUGACCUGUUUUAUGCAUUGAAUGACGAUGACGUUAACCUCAGUAAACUAAUUAGCAUUUUCACGAAGAUAUGCUCAUUGCCCGGUUUUGAAAACCUUACAAUUAAUAUCAUAUUUCACCCGAACUUUUAUGAAAAGAUUGUUUCUUUCUUUGAUACCUAUUUCAACAGUUUACUUAUUCAAAUCGAUCUAUUGAAAUUCAUAAAGCUAAUAUUCUCAAAAUCGUUAUUGAAGCUAUAUGACUACACAGGACAGCCGGAUCCUAUAAAGCAAACCGAACCAAAUCGUCGUAAUAAGGCCACUGUUUUCAAACUUCGUGCCAUUUUAGUACAAAUAACGGAGUUUUUAAACAACAACUGGAACAAGGAUGUCCCAAAAAGGAAUUCAAAUCAAGUUGGGGGGGACUCAGUUUUGAUCUGUCAGCUAUGUGAGGAUAUCCGUUCAUUAUCAAAAAAAGGAAGCCUGCAAAAAGUUUCAAGCGUCACUGCAGCAAUUGGUAGUUCUCCAACAAAAGAUGAGCGUAGUAAUUUGCGAUCCUCCAAAGAUAAAAGUGACGGCUUUUCCGUCCCCAUUACAACAUUUCAAACAUAA